AUGACAUCUGUAUCAUCGGAUUUCUUCACUGGUUGUUUUGUUUCAGUUUUUGAUGUACUUGCUGGAAUAGUUUUACACAGUGCCGGAGUAGUUACUGAUGAUCGAGUGCUUAGUGUUAUAAUCGAAAGUUGUCCUACAGAUUUUGUUGUAUCUUCUGAUGAGUGUCGUCGUUCAAGUGAUUUCGAUAAUUCUUUCGGUGGUAGUACUCGUAUAUGA
Molecule: messenger RNA, 216 nt
Organism: Rotaria sp. Silwood2
Lineage: Eukaryota; Metazoa; Rotifera; Eurotatoria; Philodinida; Philodinidae
Source: the annotation of a GenBank genome assembly